This is a messenger RNA of Diaporthe batatas, 5368 nucleotides long. RefSeq names its product 5-oxoprolinase. Gene Ontology annotation, cellular component: cytosol. Bases 215 to 4330 code for a protein of 1371 amino acids. The record is from RefSeq and is a predicted model, not a curated record. Gene Ontology annotation, molecular function: 5-oxoprolinase (ATP-hydrolyzing) activity. Lineage: Eukaryota; Fungi; Ascomycota; Sordariomycetes; Diaporthales; Diaporthaceae. Gene Ontology annotation, biological process: glutathione metabolic process. The transcript is spliced from 3 exons.
GAACAAUGACGAAUUAUAUACUAAAUAAUUCCCGUGGUGAGAGGGGUCGCGAGACCAUGUUCUCUGCGUCAACUCUCUUUCUUGCCCGCUGGACUUUUGCUACAGUUUCAUGUCCACGCCUCUCAAUCUUGCUUUGCCCAUGACCUCUUCGACGAUCUGAAAUUUCGGAGCAGACAGUCAACCAGGUCAAGCAGCCGUCACCACAGACGUGAAGAUGGGUUCCAGCCAGGACGAGCGGGGCAUCCGCAUCGCCAUCGACCGCGGCGGCACCUUCACCGACUGCGUGGGCAACAUGGCAGGCGAGGACAUCGUGAUCAAGCUGCUUUCCGAGGACCCGGCCAACUACGCCGACGCCCCGCUCGAGGGCAUCCGGCGGAUCAUGUCGCACUUCCUGGGCCACGAGAUCCCCCGCGGCGAGCCCCUCGACACCUCCAAGAUCGACUCCAUCCGCAUGGGCACCACCGUUGCCACCAACGCCCUGCUCGAGCGCAAGGGCGAGACCAUCGCCAUGGUCGUCACCAAGGGCUUCAAGGACUGCCUCGUCAUUGGCAACCAGUCGCGCCCCAAGAUCUUCGACCUCGCGAUCCGAAAGCCCGACGUUUUAUAUUCUGAGGUCGUCGAGAUUGACGAGAGGGUUACACUCGAGGACUACGCCGAGGACCCAGAGCGGUCCGCCACCAAGUCGCAGGUCAAGGCUGGGACCGCAGAGGCGAAGACGGCGGACCUGGUCAUGGGUCUGUCGGGAGAGGCAGUGCGCAUACUACGGAGGCCGGAGGAGGAGAGAAUACGCACACAGCUGCAGGAGAUAUACGAUAAGGGCAUCAAGAGCAUAGCGGUGUGUCUGAUGCACGCGUAUACGUUCCCAGACCACGAGGCCGUGGUGGGUAGGAUCGCACGGGAGAUUGGGUUCCGGCACAUCUCGCUGAGUUCCGAGCUCAUGCCCAUGAUCAAGCUGGUCUCGAGGGCCACCUCAGUCUGCGCCGACGCGUACCUGACGCCCGCCAUCCGCAAGUACAUCGAUGGGUUCCAGAAGGGCUUCGAGGGCGGCCUCGGCACACAGAGCGUCCAGCGCGAGUCGGGGAGCCGUGGGGCGCGCUGUGAGUUCAUGCAGAGCGAUGGUGGCUUGGUCGACGUUGAGAAGUUCACUGGCCUCAAGGCUAUUCUGUCUGGCCCUGCGGGUGGUGUUGUCGGCUACGCCAUCACGUCGUACGACCCUGCCACCAAGAUCCCGGUUAUUGGCUUUGAUAUGGGAGGGACGAGCACCGAUGUUUCCCGGUACGGAGAAGGCCGAUACGACCAUACCUUUGAGACCACAACAGCAGGCGUUACCAUCCAGUCGCCACAGCUCGACAUCAACACCGUGGCAGCUGGUGGUGGCUCCCGGCUGUUCUUCAGGAAUGGCCUGUUUGUGGUUGGUCCUGAAUCCGCCGGCGCGCAUCCUGGACCAGCAUGUUACCGAAAGGGCGGCCCUGCCACAGUCACAGACGCCAACCUGUACCUGGGCAGGCUGCUGCCAGAAUUCUUCCCCAAGAUAUUUGGCAAGAACGAAGACGAGGGUCUAGAUGUUGAGGCAAGCAAGAAGGUUCUCCAGGAGCUUGCCGACCAGGUCAACAACGAGACAGGGAAGAAAAUGUCCGUGGACGAGGUGGCCUACGGGUUUUUGACCGUUGCCAAUGAGAGCAUGACCCGUCCCAUCCGCUCAAUAACGGAAGCAAAGGGUCAUGAUUCGUCAAAACACAGGCUGGCCACAUUUGGUGGAGCAGGAGGCCAGCACGCUGUUGCCAUCGCGGACGCUCUCGGCAUCAAGCAAAUCCUCAUCCACAGGUACUCAUCCGUACUUUCGGCCUACGGAAUGGCCUUGGCAGAUGUGGUCGACGAACGACAAGAGCCAGACUCCGCGGUUUGGUCCAACGAUGGCAAGACCGUGAGCGAGCUGAAGGAAAAGAUGGAGAAGCUCAAGGAGAAGUCCCGAAAGGCGCUUCAGGAUCAAGGAUUCAGCGACAAGGAUAUUGUUUUCGAGGAGUACUUGAACAUGAGAUACCGCGGCACGGAGUCAGCGUUGAUGAUCGUGAAGCCGAGCGAAGAGGACACGAAAGAGCAUUUCAACAGCAAAGAGUGGGCAUUUGACCAGGCGUUUGUGAAGCAUCAUCGGUACGAAUUCGGAUUCACACUAGACGACAGAGACAUCAUUGUCGAUGAUGUGCGAGUAAGAGGCAUUGGGAAGAGUUUCAGAUAUGCUGAGGAGACUGUGGACCAGCAACUCAAGAAGGUAAAGAGGCAAGAAGUCUCGGGGAAGAGCAAGCACUCCAGUGCUCAAGUAUACUUCGAAGGUGGCAGACUGGAGACGCCCAUCUACAAGCUUGGUGACAUCCAAGUCGGAGACGUUAUCCAAGGUCCAGCCAUGCUGGCCGACGGCACACAGACUAUCGUUGUUACGCCCAAGGCCGAGGCGGUCAUCCUCCAGACGCAUGUGGUCGUCAACAUCGAGACCGACUCUGGCAAGGGUGAUUCACAGAGUACGGACCAGUCCAAGCGGGAGGUGGACCCGAUCGUGCUUAGCAUCUUCGGCCACAGAUUCAUGGCCAUCGCGGAGCAGAUGGGCAGGGCUCUGCAAAAGACGAGUGUCAGCACGAACGUCAAGGAGCGUCUUGACUUCUCAUGCGCCAUCUUUGACGCUACAGGAGGCCUUGUUGCGAACGCCCCCCACUUGCCAGUGCACCUGGGAUCGAUGGGCACGUGUGUGAAGCGACAGGCUGAGAUAUGGAAGGGCGAGCUGAAGAGGGGUGACGUGAUCAUCUCCAACCACCCAUCAUAUGGCGGAACCCAUCUCCCGGACGUGACGCUCACGAUGCCUGCAUUCGAUGAGAAGGGAGAGAACAUCCUCUUCUACGCGGCGUCAAGGGCCCACCAUGCCGACAUCGGCGGCAUCACCGCUGGCAGCAUGCCCCCCCAUUCGCGGGAGCUGUUCCAGGAGGGGGCUGCUAUCAAGAGCGAGAAGCUUGUCAGCGAGGGCAAGUUCAACGAGGAGAGGGUGGUGGAGUUGUUCUACAACGAGCCGGCCAAGUACCCUGGGUGCAGUGGUACCCGCUGCCUCGCGGACAACAUAAAUGACCUGCGAGCGCAGGUGUCUGCUAACCAGAAGGGUAUCUCGCUUAUUGAGAAUCUCAUCGAAGAGUACGGUGAAGACACUGUCAUGUUCUACAUGAAGAACAUCCAGGACAACGCCGAGUCGUGUGUGCGGAGACUGCUGAAGGAUGUCAGCAAGAAGUUCGAGGGCAAGGACCUGUCGUCUGUGGACUACAUGGAUGAUGGCAGCCCAAUCAAGUUAAAGGUCACCAUUGACCCUGAAAAGGGCGAGGCAGUCUUCGACUUCGAGGGCACAGGGCCAGAGGUAUACGGCAAUAUCAAUGCCCCCGAAGCCGUCAGUUACAGCGCCAUAAUCUACUGCCUCCGCUGCCUCAUCUCCGAGGACAUCCCCCUGAACCAAGGCUGCCUGAAACCAAUCCACGUCAAGAUCCCGCCCAAGUCCCUCCUCUCCCCCUCGGACCACGCCGCCGUGGUCGGCGGCAACGUCCUGACCAGCCAGCGCGUGACGGACGUCAUCUUCAAGGCCUUCGAGGCCUGCGCCGCCUCCCAGGGCGACUGCAACAACCUGACGUUCGGGUUCGGCGGCAACGAGGCGGGGCGCGACGCCGUGCGCGGCUUCGGCUACUACGAGACCAUCGCCGGCGGGUCCGGCGCGGGCCCCCACUGGGACGGCACGAGCGGCGUGCACACGCACAUGACCAACACGCGCAUCACCGACAGCGAGGUGUUUGAGCGGCGGUACCCCGUGCUGCUGCGCGAGUUCAGCAUCCGCGAGGGGUCUGGCGGUAAGGGCCAGCACCGCGGCGGCGACGGCGUGGUGAGGGACAUCGAGUUCCGGAUCCCCGUGCAGGUGUCUAUCCUCUCUGAGAGGCGCGUGUAUCACCCCUAUGGCAUGGCGGGCGGCGAGGAUGCUGCCUGUGGGCUGAACGUGUGGGUGCGCAAGGUGGAGAAGGCCAGCUGGGAGAAGCAGCUGCGGCGGCUGAAGGCUGGCAGUGGGGUUGGUGGUGGUGAGGUGGACAAGGAGGAGGAGGAGGACGUUGAGUAUGAGGAGAGGCAUAUUAACCUGGGGGCUAAGAACAGCGCGCCUAUGAAGGCUGGGGACAGGAUCAUUAUCAACACGCCUGGUGGUGGUGGGUGGGGCAACGUCGGCGAGGCCAAGAGGCAUUUGGAGGUGGAGGAUCACACUUCUGGGUGGAGGAAGGGUAGUCACGCCGCGAGAGAGGAUGCUGCUUUGCAAGUUUAGACAAAUGGGAAUGAUUGGACGAUGGCCUUGCCAACCCUUGGGGACCUACUUGAGUGCUCGACAGCGUUGUGCAAUGGCCUUCAAGUUUGUUUGGGACCACAUCGCGAUGGUACGACACGGUCUUGAGGGUAAGAAAACAUCAAUGGAUGGGAUCAGGAUAGGAGGUGAUGGCAGACAAGGGAGAGUGUAUGAAGAAAAACAAGACGAAGGGGACAGGGCCCGAUUGACGACUGACGAUCCAUCGAGUCACAACACCAACCCGUCGCCGCUCACGUUCUCAAAGACAACCCACACCUCACCUGUUGUGGUGAUAAUAAAGGCCCCCAAAGAAAACGACAGCUGGGGCGAAGGUGCCCGAGAUUGCAAUGCCCCAUGCCACCUGCCUGGUCACGAUGCCGAGAAUCAGGCCUGGCGCCAUGAGCAGCAACAGAACGACGACAACAAGCCUCAACACCGACAUCCACGAACGCCUGGGCUGAGGAAGAGCUGCCUCAUUAGAACGAUCGUCUCUCAGUGUGGCUGUUUGACUCGCAGCCUCUGGGCCGUCAGCCUCUGCGGUGAAAGGAUUGGUGUCGGUGUGGAUGGGGAUGGUGUCCCGCAGCGUGGUGGCAGGCGUUUCGACAGUAUCCGCGCUUCGUCUUUGCUGAUUGAAAGACUGAGACUCAAGGUCCAUUGACUAGUUAGUUGGUUAGUGGUUGCUGGUCGAUGUUUGUUCUAGCAUCUGGGAUGGGUAGGUAGCGUGCACCUCCGGCUCUGCUGGGAUCGCAGUUCGGGUGUGGGCAUAGUGUAUAUAGCGUGUCGUAGCAUCCUGGAUGCUAUUAUACGUGUCGACUAGCGCCUGGAUCCGUCCUUGGAUUAGGAAACCCAGGUGUAGUCGACCUUGGUUGAGGAGACUGAGUCCACCGGGUUGCAGCACGGAGGACCAGCCACGGUCAGAGUAUGGGGCAUGGUCUUCGGUGGGCACAUCGGUGGUCAUACUAAUGGGUGGAUGAACUAGAGGUCCCAGCGGGCUUUACUAGUAACUUAGUGAGAUGGAGA